Brassica napus (rape) is the source of this 1216-nucleotide messenger RNA. Its product is annotated as pyrrolidone-carboxylate peptidase 1. NCBI's taxonomy places the organism in Eukaryota, Viridiplantae, Streptophyta, Magnoliopsida, Brassicales, Brassicaceae. The record is from RefSeq and is a predicted model, not a curated record. Gene Ontology annotation, cellular component: cytosol. Gene Ontology annotation, molecular function: pyroglutamyl-peptidase activity. Gene Ontology annotation, biological process: proteolysis. The transcript is spliced from 5 exons. Bases 371 to 1033 code for a protein of 220 amino acids.
UGUUCCAUGUCACUUUGUCAUGUUCUGUGGUUUCAUCAAACUUCCGUCCAUAGUGGAAAAUGAUUAAAGUUAGGUUUCCAUUGAUUGGAUAAGAACAAAGACUGGUUGUUGAGUCACAUUUCCUCUCUAUCUCAGCAUUCACAAGCAAUUCAUUUCACUCGACGAACACAAAAGCUUCUCAGAUUUCAAUAUCGGUUUCUCUGAGACCUCUGAAAAUUCUGUCCUUUUCAUCAGUUAUUGAGAUCUGCUUUGUUUCAUUCCAUGUCCUGAUAUAGAAGUGAUUGAUCUCAGAUCUGGUUGGUCUUUAGAUUGUUAAUAAAGAGUCACUGUCUGAUAACAGCAGCACAGCUGUUGUUUUUCAGUUGUAGCGAUGGGUUCUGAAGGACCAACGGCAGUGACAAUCAACAUCACAGGCUUCAAGAAGUUCCAUGGAGUUGCUGAAAACCCAACGGAGAAAAUGGCAAACAACCUGAAAGAAUAUUUAGCUAAGAAUCCUCAGUCGAAAGACGUUGUUCUUGGAAGCUGUACCGUGCUUGAGACAGCUGGUCAAGGAGCUCUCGCUUCUCUAUAUCAGUUACUACAAUCCGCAAUUAACACGAAAGAGUCAGAGUCAGUGACCUGUGGAAAAACCAUAUGGGUUCACUUUGGAGUUAAUAGUGGCGCUACGAAAUUCGCAAUUGAGCAACAAGCUGUGAAUGAAGCGACGUACCGUUGCCCUGAUGAAUUGGGUUGGAAGCCUCAGCAUUUGCCUAUUGUUCCCUCUGAUGGUCCGAUCUCAACUGUAAGAAAGACUACUCUUCCUGUUGAAGAGAUAACAAAGGCCUUGGAGAAGAAGGGCUUUGAGGUGAUAACAUCAGAUGAUGCAGGUCGUUUUGUGUGCAACUAUGUCUAUUAUCACUCACUGAGAUUUGCAGAACAGAACAAGACCUAUUCACUCUUUGUUCACGUUCCUCUUUUCGUCGCUGUGGAUGAGGAGACUCAGAUGAGAUUCACGGCUUCUCUCCUGGAGGUACUCACUUCUGUUUGCAAGUAAUGUUGUCCCAGUUGUGGCUGAUUCUUGUUCAUGAAUCAUGAACCGAUUUGUCUCGCCACCAAUCAAUAAAUGAAAUCUAAGUUCACUUCUCUACUAUUGCAAAAGCAUCUUUUAUUUUCUUAUAUUACAAACUACAUAUUCUAAUGUGGUGUGGUAUUAUAAAACGUUGGAGACUUUCUUCUA